AUGGGCGGUACACGGCAGGUCUAUCUGUUGCCGCUGACAGACGGCGGUGCGCCGGAUAUUCCUGGCGGGUACAUCUACCUGCCACCUCCGACAACCCCCGCUUAUGUGCUACGCUUCGUGAUCGAAGAGGAGGGCGCAGAAUUUGAUCGAUCAAAAUUUCGCCAAUUCACUCUUCAACCGGACUUUAAUAAAGAUAUCCAUAUUGAUGUACCCAUAAACCAGGCGGGCGCCUUUGCUUUCUAUACCACCUACUCACCCCUCCCUGAAUUCACAGCGACCUCCCUUCCCUCGCAAAAGCAAGAGAAGAGCGAAGUUCACUAUGUCGAUGUGUCGCCGGCAUUGUACCUGCGGGGUGCGGACUUGCCCUUGGAUGCCCUUUCUAUAUUCUCAGUCAUAUCCAAAUUCAUGGGAAAAUACCCGACGGACUGGGAUAGUCACCUACGUGGCAUAUCGCAGCGAAAUUACAACAUGAUCCAUUUCACACCGCUAAUGCAACGCGGCUCGUCUAAUUCACCGUACAGUAUCUACGACCAGAUGCAAUUCGAUUCGGAUUCGUUCCCCAAUGGCGAAAAGGAUGUUGCGGAGUUGGUGGAGAAAAUGAGCAAGGAAUACGGUCUAUUAGCUUUGACGGACGUCGUCUGGAACCACACUGCAAACAACAGCAAAUGGCUCGAGGAACAUCCCGAGGCUGGUUAUAACGUGGAAACCGCACCGUGGUUAGAAGCAGCUCUUGAACUUGAUACUGCUUUGCUCAACUACAGCAAUGACCUGGAGAAACUCGGCCUGCCGACGGAGUUUCACACCGUGGACGAUCUGUUGAAAGUGAUAACGGGAAUGCGCAAGCAUGUAAUUGAUGCGAUCAAGUUGUGGGAGUUCUACGUCGUGGACGUAAAGGGGAAUGCUGCUCGAAUUUUGAAAGAGUGGACGACCAGCUCAGCGACGGAACCCAUUGAGGGUGCUCAAUCGUGGACUUUGAAGCAAAAAGCAGACUUCAUCCGUCAAAGCGCCCUUCCGAAUGCUUCUCGAAUUCUUGGAAGAUUUGAUAGGCAGGUGGAUGAGAAGGAAGCUUCACGCUUGCUUACUGCCCUGUACGGAUCGAAAGACACAGCAGACAGCUCCGCAGUGGAAUCGGAAAUAGGCCACAUUCUCGACGAGGUCAACCAACCGUUUUAUGAAGAGUACGACGCAGAUGUCAAAGUUAUUCUGGAUCAAUUACUCAACCGCAUCAAGUACGUCAGGAUUGAUGACCAUGGUCCAAAGCUGGGACCUGUGACCAAAUCCAGUGCUCUGAUUGAGACCUAUUUCACACGACUGCCUGCCAAUGAGACAACUAAGCGCCACAAUCCCAAGUCCUUGGCAUUGGUCAACAAUGGCUGGAUCUGGAAUGCCGAUGCUAUGAAAGACAACGCCGGGCCGGAUUCGCGAGCAUAUCUCCGGCGAGAAGUCAUCGUGUGGGGUGAUUGUGUCAAGCUGAGAUACGGAUCUUCCCCUGAGGAUAACCCUUUUCUCUGGGAGUAUAUGGCCAAAUACACGCGGCUCAUGGCCAAGUACUUUUCUGGUUUCCGGGUAGAUAACUGCCACUCUACCCCUUUGCCUGUGGCCGAGUAUCUUCUUGAUGAAGCGCGCAAAGUUCGACCUAACCUUACUGUUUUUGCGGAGCUUUUCACCGGUUCUGAAGAGACUGACUACGUUUUUGUGAAACGUCUGGGUCUAAGCGCAUUGAUUCGAGAGGCUAUGCAAGCAUGGAGUACCGCUGAAUUGAGUCGUCUGGUUCACCGACACGGAGGUCGACCCAUUGGAAGCUUUGAGCUAGAUUUACCCACAGGAUCUUCUCCGGCGUCGAACGAGCAGGAGACCAUCGCAAAUAUUCGCCAAAGUCCUGUUCAUGCACUCUUCAUGGACUGUACGCACGACAAUGAAGUUCCAGCUCAGAAAAGAGAUGCAAGAGAUACAUUGCCAAAUGCUGCGUUGGUUGCAAUGUGUGCUUCUGCUACUGGCAGUGUUAUGGGUUAUGACGAGAUAUACCCUAAACUCAUUGAUCUUGUUUCUGAGACUCGUUUGUAUAAUUCCAAAUGUUCAGAAAGUGCGACUCUUGAGGUAGGACCCGGCGAGGGUGGAAUAGGUGGAAUCAAGAAGCUUCUAAACGAGCUUCAUACGAAGAUGGGCAAGGAAGGGUAUGAUGAAACAUAUAUCCAUCACGACGGAGAGUACAUCACAGUUCAUAGAGUGCAUCCGAAGACACGGAAAGGUAUCUUCUUGAUUGCUCAUACUGCAUUCCCUGGGAAUGGCAACGGAAACGGUAUUCUAGCACCAACUCACUUCACUGGAACUCAUGCCAAGCUGCUCGGAAGCUGGAAACUCGAAGUUGACGUUAGCGACGAAUCUCGGAAGAAUGUUUUGGAAGACCAGAGCUCUCUACGAGGUCUACCUAGUAAGGUGAUCGGCGUCGAAGGUGCCACGGUCAGCAUCAAUGGAGACGACGCGGAUGUGACUGUUACUGAGUAUCUGGUCCCUGGUUCAAUUGCCCUGUUCGAGACCUGGACCCCAAGCGCCGAACAUGCAGAUGGUUUCGAUCACUACAUCACCAGCGGCGCUGACCAGGCUUUCUCAAAACUCAAUCUCAUCGAUCUCAACUUUUUCCUCUAUAAAUGCGAAGCUGAAGAACGGGAUUCUAGCAAUGGACAAGAUGGGGUAUACAGUAUCCCGAAGCAUGGCCCGCUAGUCUAUGCUGGUCUCCAGGGUUGGUGGAGUGUACUUGAGAACAUUAUCAGAUAUAACGAGCUGGGACACCCACUGUGCGACCAUCUUCGUCAGGGACAGUGGGCAUUGGAUUACAUCGUUGGCCGUUUAGAGCGAGCAAGCAAGCAAGAAAUGUAUACCAAUCUCGAAGCUCCAGCAGCUUGGCUACGAACACGUUUUGAUGUGGUCCGAACAUUGCCUAGCUUUCUCCUGCCACGAUACUUUGCUAUCAUUGUCCAAAGUGCGUUCACGGCUGCAUGGAGACGCGGUAUUCAGCUGUUCAGCAAAAACGUACAACAUGGCCAGCAAUUCAUCCACCAAUUAGCCAUGGUCAGCGUCCAGCAAGUCGGCUACGUCAAAUCGGCAUCCUUAUGGCCAAGUAAGAGCGUGCCAAGUCUUGCUGCCGGUCUUCCACAUUUUGCUGUGGACUGGGCACGAUGCUGGGGUCGUGAUGUAUUCAUCUCCCUCCGCGGUUUGCUCCUUUGUACUGGCCGUUUUGACGAGGCCAAAGAACACAUCAUUGGUUUUGCAAGCGUUCUCAAACACGGCAUGAUUCCUAAUCUGUUGAGUAGUGGUAAGCUACCACGAUACAACUCUCGAGACUCGGUUUGGUUUUUUUUGCAGGCUAUCCAGGAUUACACGAAGAUGGUACCUGAUGGAAUCAAGAUUUUGGAUGCAAAGGUUCCUCGACGAUUUCUGCCUUAUGAUGAUACCUGGUUCCCAUAUGACGAUCCACGUGCAUACUCUAAAACAUCCACAAUUCGCGAAGUUAUCCAAGAAGUCUUCCAACGUCAUGCAUCGGGCCUUAGCUUCAAAGAGUACAACGCCGGACCUGCGCUAGAUGUUCAAAUGAAACCAGAAGGGUUCCAGAUCGACGUCAACGUAGAUUGGGACACCGGGAUUAUAUUCGGCGGUAGUCAAUUCAAUUGCGGUACAUGGAUGGAUAAAAUGGGCGAAAGUGAAAAGGCAGGAAGCAAAGGAAUCCCAGGAACACCGCGAGACGGUGCCGCCAUUGAGAUUACUGGUUUGUGCUAUAGUGCAUUGAAAUGGGUCGAGGAACUUCGCACAAACGGACAAUACGAACAUGAGGGAGUCUCAGCCGCCGACGAGAAGUCUAUUACAUUCGCUGAAUGGGCGUCAAAAAUCAGAUCCAACUUUGAGCGAUGCUACUACAUUCCGGUAAACAGCACGGACGACAACAAGUAUGACGUUGACUCCUCUCUCGUGAACAGACGAGGCAUCUACAAGGAUCUAUACAAGUCUGGUAAACCCUAUGAAGACUACCAACUCCGUGCCAAUUUUCCGAUCGCCAUGACCGUUGCCCCCGAACUAUUCAACCCAGAACACGCACUACAAUGUCUCUCAGUCGCCGACUCCGUCCUUCUAGGGCCCACCGGCGUUGCCACACUUGAUCCAUCUGAUUUUAAUUAUCGACCUAACUACAACAAUUCCGAAGACUCGACUGAUUUUGCAACCUCAAAGGGAAGAAAUUACCACCAAGGACCGGAAUGGCUAUGGCCUCGCGGGUUCUUCUUACGGGCACUGUUGCAUUUCGAUCUUCUACGACGGAAGACAGCGCAUGAGCGUACAGAGACUUUCCAGCAGGUUACAAGACGGCUCAAGGGGUGCAAAGUUGCUCUCAAGGAAAGUCCGUGGAAGGGGUUGACGGAGUUGACGAAUAAGGAUGGAGCUUAUUGCGCAGAUUCGUCUCCUACUCAGGCUUGGUCUGCUGGAUGUUUGCUUGACGUGUAUUACGAUGCUGCCAAGGUAGCGUCGGAGUGA
Molecule: messenger RNA, 4521 nt
Organism: Talaromyces amestolkiae
Lineage: Eukaryota; Fungi; Ascomycota; Eurotiomycetes; Eurotiales; Trichocomaceae
Exons: 4
Coding region: 1-4521 (1506 amino acids)
Biological process (GO): glycogen biosynthetic process; glycogen catabolic process
Molecular function (GO): 4-alpha-glucanotransferase activity; amylo-alpha-1,6-glucosidase activity
Source: RefSeq, a predicted model, not a curated record